Lymnaea stagnalis (great pond snail) is the source of this 19615-nucleotide messenger RNA. NCBI's taxonomy places the organism in Eukaryota, Metazoa, Mollusca, Gastropoda, Lymnaeidae. The record is from the annotation of a GenBank genome assembly.
AAUUUUUGAAGGAACGGUUCGGAACAGCGCCAUCUUCUGCAGGAUAAUAUACCGAAGUCAAUAAUCAUGGCUUCCUUAUCCAGGUUAGAAUUGAAUAAAUAACGUGGUAUCUUUAGUGUAUCAUUAUUUCACUUAUCAAUAAAGUUAUCGAUAAUAUUUUAAAAUGCAUCAAAUAUCAUUUGUACUAUGGCUCUGCAAAAUAGAAGGAAAGUUUAGUUAUUUAAUAAUGACCCAUUCAAUAACAAUAUCUUCACUUUCAAAAACUUUCACUCAAAUCACUCACAGUCACUCUCCUACCCUAAAAUUGUCUACUCUUAGUCCUAAGUCUUCAGAUAAUGAAAGAUGAAUGGGUAUACUUCUGAGAAUAUUCAUAUACUAUUAUCUUAAAUAUGUGAAGUAUAUAUGGAAGUAACCAGCUAAAAACUGAGUUUCACACUAAAAAUGUUUGGACACUUUGAACCUUUUAUAGUUAAAUGUUAAAUUUUAUAGUUUUAUUAAUUUGUUUUUCUUCUUCCUUUUAACUGGAAAUACUGGAAACUUAAUUUUAGAGCCCAGCAAGGCUGAGACUAAGACUUACUUAGACUCCUAUACCUUAAAAUCAUAAAUUCAUAAAUGAAAUCAUGCGUCUAGGGUGGGGGGGGGGGGCAAGGAAUGUGACAGUGACAUCACAUUAAUAGCGGAAAAUUCUGGUUUUUAAAAAAUGCACUAAACAAACACUAAAUUACAGAAAUUUUUAACAAUGUUCUCUGAUAAAAUUGCUAUUUUAUUUUUAAACUACGAUCACUAAGAGAAUCAGUACAUGUAUGCAAGGUCCGAAAAAUUGCCUCUGAUCACGUUGCAGGCUGCCACAGAGGAGGAAAAUAUGGGUGUAGCGACAAUGUCAGUCAGUCAUGAAAAUUUAUGUCAAAUUAUGGAAACGGGAGUCAUAGAAUUAGGACUAACAUGUGACAUGGGAUGGAACGAAAAAAGAUGGUUUUCCCGGGGGGGGGGGAGGGGGGUCUUAGUAAAUGCUAGGGGAGAGAUUCUUAGCCUUUUUGCAGCCCCAAUUUAUUUUAAACAUUUCCCCCACCCAAAAAAUAUAUAAAUUAUAUCGUAAUAAAAUUUUAAAUAUGAAAAUAAUUAAAUAAUUUAGCUAUCAGUUAUCAUAGUUUUAUUCUUUACUUAACUUUCUAUAAACUAGCUUCAUCUAUUUUAGCUAUAAAAAACGUCGAUAUAAAACUCUGAUUAAAAAGUACUUAUUGUUAAGCUAUCCACAAACAGCUUGAACCGGAAGAUGAUUUAAUUGUUAAUAAAAGGGAGUGGCUAUAAUUCCGGUUAAAUAUUGGAUUGGAAGUUGCUAUCUGAUUGUGUUUUUAAUUGGCAGACCACAGUUCGUGGGUUAAAAAAUGCAGAUACUAUUAAUUUAUUAGCAUAUAUUUAAUUGGCUUUACACUACCAUUAGUUUUUUCCAUUCUUUAGUAGUCUUUUCUAAAUAAUCUUUCUCUGGAAUAGUUUAUACAUUUUGAAAUUGAAAUCAAUAAAAGCAAUCACUACAACUACAUAAAUAACUUAAAAUUUUAAUUAAAAGUCCACUUCAAAUGAGACAUUUUCUUUUCUUUAAAUAGUAUUUUACCAGCACCUGUGCAGCGGUUUGACAGAGAUGAUGAAGAGCGCAUCUUCAGAUCACAGAUGCAGGUUUGUAAUAUGUUAUGGUUAUCUUGUAAAAGUCUUGCCCAUUGCACAAUGUUCAUGUUGCCUAUCUCUCAAUCUAAGUAUAGAACUGAGCAGGCAACAUUCACCCCACUAAAAUGUUUAAUGUGACCAGCAAGAACUUCCAGGAACUGGAUUAAUGUUUUGAACAAGUAGCCUUGAAAGCUUUUGAACUUUAUAAUUACAGUGUAAAAUGAUUAAACUGUAAUACCAAUAAUAAAAGUACCUGUAAAUUAAAUAAAAUUAUUCAACUGCUUAUUUUCUAAUUCAGCGGUUCUCAACCUGUGGGUCGCGACCCCUUUGGGGGUCGCGCAACUCUUUCCAGGGGUCGCCUAAGACCAUCUGAAAACAUAUAUCCUUACAGCUAUGAAGAAGCAACGAAAAUAAUUGUGUGGCUGGGGGUCGCCACGACAAGAGAAACUGUAUUAAAGGGUUGUGGCACUAGGAAGGUUGAGAACCACUGUUCUAAUUGAACGUCUGAGUGAAUUUUAGAUUUCAAUGACUUUUACUAAACAAAUAUCAUUAAAAAAAUCAUGCAGCACACCAAAAAUAAAUAAGUUUCAAUGCAGCCCUCUGCACAAAAAGGGUUCCCACUCCUGGUAAAGAAGGGUUAAUUUUGUCUGUAGGCCAUUCCCAGCCAUGGGUAAAUAACUUGGUGGAAUUAAUAUUUUUUGCCCAGAAAGGCAGUUGUGUAAAAAAGACUAGCUCAUCCAUGGAAUUCAGAGAAUGGCAGCCAACUUUCUUAAAAGAUAAUCGUCUGUCUUUGCAAAAGUAACUGUAAUCUUACCAAUUACAGUCUUACAGCUGCCAGAACAACAAUAUGGAUCAUAAAAAAAUUAUAUCUUCUAGAAAUAUUGUGCCAAUUUAUUUUCUUUCAAAAACAAAAUGAGCAUUUAAAUGCAUUGAUUUUUAAUUUCAAUAUAAAACUAACAGAUUUGAAAAAAUAUGCAUAAUAAUUUCCACCAAACGUUAAAAAUUUUAAUGUUAUGUAAAUCCCUGAUAAAUAUUACAUUUUUCAGGUAAUAAGUUGAAAUAUUAUUCAUCCUGCUAUUUUAAAGCUUUGCUGUACUCCAAUUACUACAGACCUAUAAGGCAAGGCUGCUUGUUUAAAGUUUUAUUCUCUCUUAAGCUCAGAAAUAGCUCAACACCACACCGGCUUUUUAAAAUUUGUAUGUAUGUAAUUUGGUUUCAUGGUCUUUAUAUAUUUUCUUAGUUUCAUCUAUGCAACUGAAUUAAGUAUUGUAUAUGCACAGUUUCAGUUACAUGUCUUUGUCUUUGGAAUAUAUUUUUAGGUUGUGUCUGUGACAAGUAAUCGUACAGCUCCUCCUUAUGGUCACAGAAAAGGAUGGAUUCCAAGAACUCAAGAGGUAAUUUCAAAUAUUUUUGGGUUUCUCUUUUACAUAUAAACUUUAGCAGUCAUGUUGUAUGGAAGUUAGAUUGCAAGGUGCCCUAAACGAACACGCACUAAAUUAUAUGGUGAACGAUCUUUCUCUUUCUGCGCCCCCAAACAAUGGAAUUCUUUGCCACUACACAUCCGCAAUAUAACAACCACACAGGCCUUCAAAACUGCACUCAAAACACAUCUAUUUAAACUAUACUACUCUGACUGAUUCUCCUCCUAUAAACCGAUAAACGUACAUGGGUUUCCUUGUAAAAAUGUCUGGUGUGGGUGGAUGAAUAUACCUAUGGUGUUGUUUUGCUUAUAUGUUGUUUUUAUUUCAUUUAUGUAUUUUAUUUUAAUAUUAUGAUUAUGCCUCUUUGCUAUAUAUGUACAGCGCGGUGAGCCCAGCCCUAGGCCGGGGUACCGCGCUAUAUAAGACCACUUAUUAUUAUUAUUAUUAUUACAUACUACAGCAACAAUGAGCAACAGGGGAAAACAGUUGCAGCAGGAAGUAGCUUGUGGGAAUUUGAGAGGGCACUAAGUAAGCGAUGGCAGAGGCUGUAAUGGGUUGAAACACACUUUGCUUGAUGCCUAACAUUCAUUUUAUUUUUUAAGAUAUUAUAAAAUUUAACAAAAAUAUUGUUCAAAAGGACACUAGAAACUAUUAGUUUAUGUCACUAUUUAGCUAACAAACUUCUUUUGAAAGCUCAGCUGUGCACCAUUUUACUAAAAGAUGUGCCAAUGAAAACACUUCAACACUUCAUCCUUCCUAUACACAAGCAUUUUAUAUUUACCUUUUGCAGGUUAUAGAUUAGCUGGAUAAGAAAAUUAAUUUCAUUUGUGUAAAUUUUUUUAAUGAAAUACAAAUAUGUGCCUACAAAUUUCAAAAUUGAGAAAAAACAAGUACACAAUACUUAUUAGCUUAAUUUAAGGUUUAAGUGUUGAGUAAAACGGUGCAUGUUACUGGCAUUUAUGCUAGGGGUGUGCCGGAUCCGUUUUUUCCAACCGGAUCCGGAUUUUCUUAUGCGAAAUCCGCCGGAUCCGGAUUCCGGUUUCUCCCGGAUUUUGGUACUAUUGGUAGAUACUUCGGUAAGUCAAGGUGGACUACUACUUUUUGUGUAUGGGAAUUCGCAAUCGGCGCCAAAAAAUCCGAGUUUUUAAUUUUCCGAUGUGUGUGUCUAUUUAUUAUUAAAUUAGUACUUUCGAUAUAUAUUUGAGUUCCGUUCCAUUUGGAUAAGUGUCUUACGAGAGACGCCAUGUUUCUACGCGUUCGCAGCAGGUUAUGCAGCUCGCUCAACCUAAUUUCGCCAUGGGGUUGGCCACGCCCCCCUUUUUAAUGGCGGAAGUUGACGAUACUUAGGAAAUAUUAAUUUAUUAUCACUAUUUACAUCAAAAUAAUUGAUAACUUGUGUUUCAGAAUGCAUUUAAAGACAUUUAAACUGGAAUGUUUUAAUUUGAGCUUUAACAACCCGGUAGAAUCCAUAUUAUAAAUGAUCAGAAUUUACCGUGUGCAACACGUUGUCAUUGGCAACCAUUCACAGCCACUUGCAUAACUGUAUCGUAGUACUACCUCAGAGUUUCAUUCAUAAGAGUUUGCCGUGUGCAAAAACUAUUAAACCAUUGGUCAGGGAAAGCUUUAAUUAAUUAUUCAUGUGCCAAAGUUGAAAGUUUAAACUAAGUCUAAACAGUAUUUUAGUGAUAAGGCAGGGAAUGCGUUGCCUUAUAUAAACUAUAUAGUCAUUGCGCAUGACGGGAUUGGUGGAAUGAGAUCACAGAAUGUGGAGAUGCAGUCCAUGUUAAAAAAUGACAAACCAAGUCGUACUUUAAAAAUUCAUAACUUUAAAACUACAACAGCUAAAAAUAUGAUUUUGGUGUUAUAAUUCUUUAAAAAAUUACAUCUUUUCAACUAUGCCAUUGGUUUAUUUUUACAAAAAGUUUAAAUUUUCUUAUCAAAGUCCCUACACUAUUGGCCACUAUUAGCGGUGCUGACUCUAGCCUCUGGUAUGUACGGAAUAUUAAACAUUAAACAAGCUCAACGCUCGAAACAAUCGAUUAAUGUAUCGUGAUCGUGUGAAAUUCGGGAAAGAGAAUUACUUUUAUUUCAGAUUAUGAUCCGGUGAGUCACAAAAUCUGGCAAAUUCCGAAAUCCGGUAUAUUCCGGAAUCCGGAAUCCGGUUGUUCCGGAUACAUGUAAAUCCGGCGGAACCGGAUUUCACCGGAUAGUGCAAAAUCCGGCGGAACCGGAUUCCGGACCGGGGUCCGGCACACCCCUAAUUUAUGCCUGCAUUUAUCAAAUAUUUGUUCCAAAUACUAGACUAGAAACUUGUGUGGUCAGCAGGAUAUGCCCCUUCCGAAAUGUGUCGUAUUGGUAACAUAAGUAUCCUGCUUUUUUUUUUCCACUGUCAUUUGAAACUUUUCUUUUAACAUUUCUUCACAUAUGUUUUUUCAGAAAACUUGUACAAUUUUUUGUUUCAUUAACCAUUUAGGAUUUUGGCGAUGGAGGGGCUUAUCCAGAAAUUCCAAUAGCACAAUACCCACUAGGGAUGGGCAAGAAACAGACAUCCUCUAAUGCACUUGCAGUUCAAUUGGAUGCUGAGGGAAAGAUAAAGUAUGAUGCUAUUGCAAGACAGGGACAUGGAAAAGACAAAGUAAGCACAACUUUUUUCAACCACUCUGAAGCCCCUGGUCUGCAAUGCAGAAAGUUUUCAGAUGUGCUAAUUUAUAAUUUUCUCACAUCUACUUCUAUAAAAAACUAUAUCCACAAAUAGCAUUUAGUAAGAUCCCCUUUUUCCUUGAAGGUUGAAACAUAAGGUUAUAAGACAGUAAAUUCAAUAACUUUGUCAAGAACAGACCAUAUUUAUUAACUUGAGUUAAAUACAAUACAGGAAUCUGUAUUACUAGAGCUAGAAUAAUUAAGUUACCAAAAUUUUGUACAAAGAAAAGUUGUUAAAACAAACUUAUACUUGAACAACAUUCCUUCUUAAAAAUUAAUUUUGUAUACAUUUGAGGAUACAAAAGAUGAAUUAUCAUUAAUUACAAAGCUGACAAAGCUGCUAUUCAUUGGUGUAAAAAAAAAAAAAACUAUUUUGUUGUAAAGUUUAAGUGUUGUGUUUACCAUGUAGAAGAAAUAAACAUUUUGGAAUGAUCGCACAGGGAAUCGGAGAGUAUUCAUUAAUUUUUCUUCAUGCUUUUUUUAUAUAGAUGCCCAUUGGCGCUGUGUGGAUAUAAAGUGUUAAGCAAUCACUCGGGAGUAAUGAUCAUUAACUCAUUCCCUACAAUAGCGAGUAGAUGCGUCUUUCGGGGGGGAGGGGGUUCCGCCAAAUGCGUCAUGGCGUAUAGCAAUACAUUUCUCUCAUUUGUAUUUAAUGCUCGUUACUAAUUUGCCAUUAAUGUUAUAUUUUUAUUAAACCUUAUUCAUUCUGGAUGCAUUCAUUCUUAAUUACUUGAUAUUUAUUAAUAUUUAGAAGCUUAAAAACAUAAUUUAUAAAAUGGAAAUCAAUUGCAAAAUCAAGUUAUUUCCCUUUCUCUGGAAUAUUAAUUAAGCGUGGAAGUAGCACUGCUGCCAAGAAUGAGUAACAAUUAUUUUUCUCAAAGGUCCAUUCAGUGUGCAUAAUUAAAAAGACUUGAAAGUACUGAGAUUAAGAAAGUAUGAGCAUUUAAAAUUUAAUAAUAUUAAGCAUAACCAUAUUAAAAACUAAAAAAUUCGGUCAAACAAUAAAGAUUUUCGAAACUUCAUAAUUAUUAACAAUAUAGAAACGCUCUAGAUUAUUUUAAAAAAAAAUUUUAAACUGAAUGUUACAUACCACUAUUAGGUUAAACAAAUUUAAUCUGCAGUUUUAAAGUUUUGUCUCAAUAGAUGAACAAUAAUUAUAAAGGAAUGAAAACCAGCAUACAAAGAAACAUUAUACCAAAGCUAAAAAUAUUCAAUUUAAUUCUACUAUUAAGUUAAUAUAAUUGUUAAAAAUAAAGAAUAAAAACUAUGUUAACUUACAACACAGCAAGUUAAAAAGUAUAAUACUAGACUGGUACAAAUAUUAACCCACACAAACAGUGAAAAAAUCUAGUAAGUCUUGUAAGUGUAAGGUUCUUGUAUGUCUGACUUGAGUAAAUAAAUCUCAUGUCUACGAAAUCUAGUACUGCUGGAAAAGCUGCUGGCUUAUUUAUAGGGAGGGAUUUAAAAACCUCCUUCUCUACCACCAUUUAGAAUAUCUUUGACCGUAAACAACCUUUUCCCAAUUAAGGGAGGGGUAGUGAUAGAGGACUUCACAUUAAAUCGGUGACAUCAAUAUCAGAACAAAGAGGGGAUAAGUGGUGGUUGAAACAUCUCUACAUUGAACCAAAAGUGGGUCAUCAUAACAUGAAUUAAUUGUGAUAUUCGCUGAUAUAGAAUAAUACAGUUGUGAAGUGUGAAAGAAAUAUUGCAAACGACAAGUUGCAGCUUGAAUACAAUGAAUAUUUUGUUUUGUUAUUCAUAUAUAUAUAUAUAUAUAUAUAUAUGUAUAUAUCAUGUCUGGCGUUGGCAAAGUGUUUUGAGGAAAAUUUGCUUUUUUUUUAAAAAAAAAUUCUUUUAAAUUAUUAAUGGUUGGUGUUGUGAUAUCUUAAUAUCUGAACGGACUUAUCCAAUGCUUUUUAACCUUAAUAAAAAAAAAAAAAGUAAAUUUGCUGAAAAAUAUUUGAGAUACCAGUACACUCUUCCACUUGUUACUCACACAUGCACCUUUAUUAUAUGCUGAUAGAAUGUUCGUUGGUCUACAGCUUUAUACCAGUACGGUAAGCAUUUUAUUGUGAGAAAUAGAUUACUUGACUGUAGGCUUUUUUUUUGCAGCCAUGUUUUCAUUUAAAUUUAAUUGUUUAGGUGAUACAUUCACGACCACAAGAUCUACUCCCCAAACCAAUAGAAGAUGAUGACCCAUCGUUACAAAAGCCUAAUGAAGAAGUCAUUGAAGAAACUACAGAAAAAACUAGGCUUGCCUUGGAAAAGUUAGUUUCAGGAAAAAUCAGCGCAGCCAUGCCUGUUCGUCAUGCAGAAAAGCAAGCUCCAGCUCAAUAUAUAAGGUAAGUCUUAUACAGGAGAGGCCUUUUAUAAUUCACCAAAAUGCUUUCUGCUCUGUAAGUAUUUACAAUUUACAGAUUUAAAAUAUAUAUUCAUUGAGAGCCUUUUCCUUCUUGGAGUAAGGAAAAUGAAUAGUCUGGUGCAACCCAUUAGUGAACAUUAACGUUGCUUACUCCAAUGAAGGCUCUUAAUUCGUUUUGGCUAAAUUGAAUUAAUUUUUAAAGUUUGCUGUUCUGAAGUUAAUAUUUUUGUGACUACCCAAAAACAUUUAAGAUAUUAGUAGCAUGCUAAAAAAUAACUGAUAUCUAAAAGUUUGACUUUCACCAACUACAGUCAUGCUUACCCUGGACGUAAACUAGCUCUCCAUCUCCAGUUUGUAAACCAAAAAAAACAACAACAAAAACCAUGCAAAGUCAUUUUUGCAGUAGUUAAAAUUUAAUUAAAUACCUGGUAUUAAAAUGAAUGGAAUUUUAUAAUCAUGAUAAAAAAAUGGUAUUAACUUUUAAUUAUAAUAUAGUUGACUAUCGGUUGUUUUCACAAGUUCACCGGCCAUCACUGUGGUCACUGUUGCUAAUUCUUAUCUACUGAUGUAAGAUUAUUGAUUUUUAAGUCAGUUUCAGAUAUAAAUUCAACUUUAACUUCAUCACUAUUAUUUUCUACAUUAAUUUCAAUAAAGUCUAGGUGUUGAUCUUUUGGAUUGUUUUAUCAUCUAAACCUGCUAGUCUUGUAAACUUAGCUUGCUGUCCCAUAUGAGCUUGGAAAGACACAUUAAACUUUGAACUCCCAUAACUUUCAAACAAGAGAAGAUAAAAACUUACACAUUUUUUUUUCUUUUUUAACCCAUGAACUGUGGCAUGCAUCAUUCUGUGGUGUGGAGCUUUUCAGAGGGUUUUGAGUGACAUUUGAAAUUGCAUUAAAUGACAUAGAAAUAUUGGUACAAGACCCCAAUAAGUAUAUAUUUUUAGAAACGUAAAUGGAUGGGAAUAAAGUUGGCCAUAUUGCCCACACCGUAAAAAAAAUUUGCUCAGUGUCCUUGACCUUGACGUUCUCAAGAAAAUAAAAAUCAACAAAAUGUCUUGCUUUCAAGUGCUCAUAACAUCAUUAAUUUUUAAAGAUACACUUAAAACAUAUUUCAAAAUGUUGUAGCCAAUUCAUUUAUCUUUCAUAAAAUGUAUAGUUUUCUAAGGUUUUGAUUGCAAUUAAACCCCUUAAAGCAAUUUUAGUAAUUUUUGGUCAUUUUUAUAAGAAACUGGGACCACUGCUAAAACCAAGUACAAAAUACAAAAUCUCAGGCAAAAUAGUUAUUAUUGACUAGUAAACAUUUAUAAAGGAACUGUGGAACUGAUUUGGGUUGUUUAACUAUAAAAUUUAUUAGUUCUGAACUAUAAUCUGUAACUUCUUUGACUAAAAUUCAGUCAGUCCUUGCACAACCUCCGGGCCUGGCUCGAUGUCUAACAGUAGCCUCAGUAGGCCCACUUCAGUAUCACUAAGACUAAAAUUCACGAGAAGAAUAAUCUCAACUGAUAUCAUCAUGGGGAAUGUUAAAAUCACCAUCAGUAUCACUUAAAACCUCCCCUAAAAAGCUUUCAACAUAUUUCUAUUAGUUCUUGCCCUGAAGACCCAGCCAUGGCUUCAACCAUUUUAGCUUUAAAAAAAACAGUGAUAUAAAACUCUGAUUAAAAAGUAUUUCUUUUUAAGUUAUUCUUUUUAAGUUAAUCAAGAAACAGCUUGAAUCAGAAGAUGAUUUAAUUAUUAAUAAAAGGAAGUGGCUAUAAUUACGGUUAAAUAUUGGAUUGGAAGUUGCUAUCGGACUGUGUUUCUUAUCUGACGAUUUUUUCGGCCGACCGCAGUUCGUUGGUUAAAGAGACUCAGUAAAUUUUAGAAUUUGAAUGUAUAAUUUCAUUGCUAUGUGGCCCAAAUAAGUGUCAUUUGUCAACUGCCUGAUAUGCCACGGGUCUGCGUUGUAGGAAGGUGCUAGUGGGAAUAUCAGAUGCGAAAUAGGGCGCUAAUGGCAGUGAGGGUUAAUUUGGUAUUUUAAAAAUAUAUUUGUGAAAAUCAGGUACACACCCUCACAGCAAGGAGUUGCUUUCAAUUCUGGUGCUAAACAGAGAAUUAUUCGAAUGGUGGAAACCCAAAAGGAUCCCAUGGAACCUCCAAGAUUUAAGUAAGUAAUUUUCAAAUAAAAAUUUAAACAUUAUUUGACAUUCUGGAUUAUCUGAAAAUACUAAAAAUAAUUUGCUGACUUAAAUCAAGUCAUCACAUUUAGGGACGUUAUUAAUUGUUAGAUCAGACAUUUGGGCUUAGUUGAGUACAAUGUUUGAUUACAUAGUGUUUUGGUGUUAAAGUUAAUUAAUAAUCAUUAUGAUGUCAUCCUCUUUUUCUAGUUGGAUUAUUCUACAUUUUUAGUUAUAUUAUCCUCCCUCAGUCUCAUUCAGGUCAGGUAAUAGGUACUCUUAAAUAAAGAACAUUAAGUUAAAAAAAACAUAGUUAAAUUUUAAAAUAUGACUCUAUCUCCAUAUCCCGUUAUGAACAUUACAUUUUUUUUCAAUUUGGUUUUAAUAACUUUCCCAAAAUUCAAUAGGGUGAAUAAGAAAAUUCCUAGAGGACCUCCUUCACCACCUGCACCAGUCAUGCAUUCUCCAAACAGGAAGGUAAAAUUUAAUUAUUUCUUUUAAAUUGGCAUUUAAACAAAUAAUGACCUACAUAAUUGCUACGAUUUUAAAAUAAGUAUUUAACUUCUAUUUAAGAAUUACUUAUGAUAAAAAAAGUUUAAUAAGUGUUGAAUUUAAUUUUUUAACCCCAUAGCCAUAACUAGUAUAACUGUCAAGUGCAUUUUUCUGUGUUGUCAAGCCAUUUUUAACAUUUUCAUAUGCUUCUCAAAAAUGACAAUUCAAUAAUUAAUUCAUUCGGAGACCCCUCUUAGUAUACAUUUUCUGAAAGUAAAUUGUACAAGGUAUCUUAUGGUAUGAAAGAAUUUGUUUUUAUAUUAUGUAUCUUUAUUUUGAACUUGACCCACAACUUCUGAAUACAACCCCACCUAAUGCAGGUAGUCCAUAAAUUGUUCAAACUAUCAUAAAAUCAGGUUUUUGAGAUACUAGAAGUUUUAGCUACUUACUUAUAUUGAAACUUGUAAUAUUGGUAAAUUUUUUCAUUCACUCCCUUCAAAUUUCUGUGAUAUAAAAUACAAGGGGGAAGGGACAUAGAGUUCUUAAAUUCCUUUUCAAAUAAAGUUAGUAAAACCAUUUUUUAUUAAAUUAUAUAAUUAAUGCUCCAGAACAUACACAAACAUAAAUGUCUUUGAAUCUCUUUAAAGUAGGUCUUUGGGAUCCAAUCUUUGUCUUUCUGUUUGAUUUCUAUCAUUUCCCAAAUUAAUUUGUCCGUAACAAUAUGACGUUUAGGUUUAAAAUUGUCAAUAUCUGACUCUUAUGUCCGUAUCAAUAUGACUAAGUUUAGGUUUAAAAUUGUCUAUCUGACUCUAAUGUCGGAUUGUCGACAUCACUGCUAGCUCGUGAAAUAUCUCUAAAAUCAUUGCUUUCAUUUUAAUCCAUUUGAAAUAAUUCCAAUAACAAAAGUCUUUGUUGUUGAUUUUGAUAUUUAGAGGGGGAUACACCAGCAUCAGACACCAUGGCUGUUAUGUAGCACACUUUCCUUGUUCCACUCUGGUUGACCCCACAUGAGACGGUGGUCGCAAUGGGCGUGGCUUAGUCUUUUGAUCUGUCGUGUUUAUGCCGACAGCAACUAAAAAUAAUUAAUUUGUUCUUAGUGGUGUUUUGUCGAAUGUUCGCGAUUGUAUUAGAAAAUUAAGUGUUUCUGGAUGCGUCGGUAGAAGCGACUAUAAAAGCAAAGAGAGCAAUAGAAUUGAUAGACAGAUUCAGAUAGAUAUUUGUAACUUUACGAGACGUGUAUUAUGCUUUGUGUUCUUAUAUAUGUGUUUAUUUGCAUUUCGUCAUUGUGCAUUAUUAAUAGGCACAUUGUACUGUGUACCAGUACAAGAUCUACCAUACUCUGCAAGUUGAUCAUUUGUAAUUAUAUUUCUUUUGUUUUAUAAUUGUAUUAUUACUAAAUUAAAUUUUAUUAAUUGUAAUUGGUACUGUUUUCGGUGUCGUAUUUUUAUUAUUGUAUUUCUCUAUGGUAUCGUCCUUUGUUAGGCACUGUUUGAACGACCCAUAACAUAAAACAAGAGAUUAAUUUCUCACAAUAGAAGUCAGUGCGUAACAAUGGGGGUAAAAAAAAUUGAGCAAAUUUUACAUGAAACGCACAAAAAAACCUGAUAAAAGCAUGCUAAUACUAAUACUCAAUGACGUAAAUAGGAAGCAAACUCAGUUAUAUAGAGUGGUUUCCCCUUAACCAAUAAACAUUAAAUUAUUCUCAUUUUAAAUGCCCAUUUCGCUAGCAGACACUUAUGUCGAUAUCGGCUGUGACACCACAGAAAAGGUGUAACGGCAGAUAAUCAGCUGUUAUGACAGUUACAAGGUUAAAAAGUUAGAUUAAUUUUGCAAAUUGUUGUCACAUCUGCAUUCCUACACAAUUUUAAUUUUUAAAAAUUAUUUUUCGCAGUUAUUUUAUAAUUAUAACAUUUAUAACAGGUUUCUGUGAAAGAACAACAGGAUUGGAAGAUACCACCUUGCAUCUCAAACUGGAAAAACAACAGAGUAUGUUAAAAAAAAAAAAUUUCCAUUAAAAUUUUUUAAUAAAAUUUAUUGUAUUACCAUCAAAAGCUAAUAAAUCCUAAAAGAUCCACACAAAAAAAAAUUUACUUAAUUAUAAAUCAUUUGGUACAAAAAAUAUUGUGAUUCUUUUCCCUUGAAUUAUAUAUUUCAUAUUAUUGAUUUGAGAGUGUGGAAUUUCAUUUAGAAUUUUUUUUUUUAAAUUAUUUUUCUUCCACUUAAAAUGUUUUUAAAUUUAAAAAACCUGUAAACCUCAUUGCUCUUCAUUGUAAUUUAUUAAAGCCUCAUUUUCAUCUGUCAGGGUUACACAAUUCCUCUUGACAAGCGUUUAGCAGCUGAUGGAAGAGGUCUCCAAGGUGUUCAUAUUAAUGAGAAUUUUGCCAAAUUAGCAGAAGCCUUGUACAUAGCUGACAGAAAAGUAUGUUUUAAUUUUUUAACGGCCAAUGUACCUGAAGUUUAUAUGUCCUAAUAUAAAUGUUGGUCAUUCAGGGGGGUAUUUAUGUAUUAAUAUAAAUUUUUUUUUUGUUGUAAAGGAUGCAUAAAUUGCCAAAGCCCAAAAAGUCUUAAAAGGGGUGUCAUAAAUAGUUAAUAAAAUAACAGUUAAAUAUUUCUUCAUUGAACAGAAAGGUUAUUCUAUUCCUUAUAAAAUAACAGUUGAAUAUUUCUUCAUUGAACAGAAAGGUUAUUCUAUUCUUUAACAAAUGUUUCACCAAACUAUUAAAAACAUUAUACCAUAAGCUUACAUUUUAAAUGAAACUCUUAAUUUACUAGAGUUGAAUUAAAGAAUAUGUUUUUCAUCCCUAAAGGCCAGAGAAGCUGUGGAAAUGCGUGUUAAUCUAGAAAAAAAUAAAGUAAAGACUAUCAAGGAGAAAAAGGAACAAAAUCUUCGACAGUUGGCCCAGAAGGCCAGGGAAGAAAGGGCAGGAAUUCGCAGGGAAGAACCAGGAGGUAAAUAUAUUAACAAAGGAUUAUUAGAACAUUUUAAACACUCUCACAAGUUUAUAGCUGUAAUUUUGUCAUUAUUUAUACACCUAUACAAAAUAGUAACUGCACAAGUCACUGAAAUCUGUGGAUUCGUCUAAAAGCCAUGUAAAUUUUAUAUUUCUAAUGUUUUCAUUUUCAUGUCUUGAAUACUUCUUCCCAUUGUAUUAAAUGCCAAAGGGAUUUUAAUAAAUUCUUUCUCAAAUUUGAAUAGCAACAUUUUUUUAACAAUCGCACCGCUGGAUUCUUUUAUACUGUGGUUUUGGUUAUAAUUUGUGGAUCAUUGUUUUUAGCAAUUACUUGAACAAUCAAGUAACUUGCCUCUCAAGCUUUCCCCGAUGUCUUCUUCUGUCCGUUUCUAACAUAAAGACAUCGCGGGGAGGCGAAGUUGACAAUUUAGUGCAAGAUGUGAUGCUUGUUGAUAAUCCAUGUCGUGAACUUUGAGGGCGGCGUUAACACUUAAUUUACAAAUGACAUCCAUCAGGGACUAUCAAGUUUAACUGAUUGGCGACUGUUUAACAUAGCAACAAGAAAAAUUCAUGAAUAAUCUCCCACUAGUGGCGCAUGCAUUCUAACAUGUUUAAUUUCAUCCCAAAUUGAUAAAUCACAACUUUUAAAUGAAAAUAGCUUAUCUAAAGUCCAGUUUUUUUUAAUUUUCUUUUUACACCAAUCGAUAGUAAUUUUGUCAAAAAUGGCCUCUGAUGAAUUUGAUAGCAAUUUGAUUUAAUUAUAGUUAUUUCAUUUGUUAAUUAUGCUAGCUGUAGUAAUACAGAUUCCUGUACUGAUAUUUAAAUUAACAAAGUUAAAUCAAUAUCAUCCAUCUUGACAAAGUUAUUUAAUAUGGAAAUGAGCGAAAUAAAGUAUGGGAAAACCUGAAAAAAAGAGCACAACAAAACAAUGAACAUGUCGGCAAGAAGCCUUCAUCAGCGAACAAACAACAGUAAUAAAAGAAUUAAAUAAAAAUAACACUUACCUGAAAUGUAGUAUCUGAGAGGACAGCACAUUCCUCUUGCUGUCCUCUCGGAUACUACAUUUGAUGAAGAUUUCUUGCCAUUUUUCUAACCUUCUUUUUCCCCGUACCGGGGAGAAAGGUGGAGUGAAUAAAAGUUGUUUUUUUUUUUUACUCUAUGCGCUUUGUGGAUAUAAAAUGUUAACACAGUCGACCCCCUGCGUGGUCUUCCUUUGGCUCUAAAACUGGAGUGCAUGCUAUUAUAGGCUUGCAUGUAGUUCCAUGCAGGUUGAUAAGCAUUGUUACCUAAUGACCAAACCAAUUAAUUUGCUGUUGGGCUGUAUACUUGCUGAUUGGUGUGGCAUCAACCAUUUAUCUUAUUUCCUGCUUCUGAAUGUGGUCCCUUCCCUCUGUUUUCUCUGCUGUCUUUUUGGGCAUAGCCCGGUGGUUUCUGAAAUGUGGCAGUGGUGCCCUAGGAGCCAUGAAAUAUUACAAGAUUUAAUAAUUUUAUUUUGACAUUCAAUCUAAUGACAGGACACGACAUCUAGCAGACCUGAUGCAAACCAUUUACUCACUUUUAUUUUAGUAAUUGUAUGCAGAAGCUCCUACAAUGGGUUCCUAGAUGGCACUCAUUGACCUACAUGUGUUUUAUUCAUUUUAAGUUUUUUACCUAACCCUUUAAUUUAAAAAAUGUUUUGAAGGGUAAUUACUACAAUUUGACAUAGGGUUCAUGUGUAAAACCUAAAUUCCACCAAGUAUAAAAAAAAUGUUUGACCUGGUGUAGCCAAACAAAAUAAGUACAUUACUUACAAGGAAACAUAUACAUGUGAACAGUGGAAUAAAUAUUACUGUUAAUAGUGCGCUAUUUAGUGAGGUCACUUUAAAAAAAACAACAUUAAGCUAUAGUCUGAUGGAAAUAAUUGAUUGUUGUGUUAUUUUUAUUCUAUUUAUAGUCAUGAAAAAUAAUUAGAAUUCAUGGAUUUCACAGAUUUAUAGGGUUAUGGCUUUAUUAGAAAUAUAAAUAAAUAGACUAUUUAUGGACUGUCAGAAUUUCAGGAUAAUUAUUGCAAAAUUUAUGCAUUAAUGUACACAUUUACAUAUUUUCUGCUGAGACCACACACCCAGCCAUUAACACCCAUACACAAUAUAUCCAAAAUAAACAACCUCCCCUCCCCUAAAUGCAUAUGUAAAAAAUGGAUGGGCCAUAAUGUAAAAAUCUGAUCUUAGAUCUGUCCAAGAAAUUGAUAGGUUAAAAAUCCACCUAACCUAACAAGGAAAGUUUAAUCAACAUUAGAAACCAAAAAGGUGUCUUAUCUUUUUAAUUUAUUCAACUGCAGUGUUCUCACUGUGUCUAUUAACCUGAGCAGUCUUGUGCCAACAAUCAUAAAUCUUGGUUGAACAACUUUGGAAGAGAAAAAAAACUUACAUUGCAUCGACUAGAAUGACCCUAAUUCCAUUUUGCCCCUCCAACAUGGCCUGUUGGAAGUCAGAAUAAAACACUUACGCUUAAGCUUCAGAAACAAUAAUAAAAGAAAAUGCAAACUCAGGAGUGAUGCUGGCUAGGCAGACAGCCCUCAGUUAGAGAAGCAUUCUAUUUUGCCCUAGUUUACUUAUUGAAUCUUAAAUUGCUAGCUCAAAUUUUGAAAAAAAAUUGUCCUGUUACCCUUUUGUAACAAAAAUUAGUCAUAAAUACUGGAAAUAUUUUAAGGUUUAAUUCAAUAAAUAUAUAGUUGUGUUAAAAAAAGCCAAAUUUGAGAUUAUUUGAAUAUGGUACUAAUUAUUUUUUUAAAUAUUCUAUUCAAAUAAUUUCUAAUAGAGAAAGAUGAAGCUGCAGCUGACAGAGAUGACCUUAGAAAAGACCGAGCUAAAGAGAGACAAAGAGAAAGAAAUAUUGCAAGAGCUGCACCAGACAAAAGGUACACACAAAAAUCUAGUGAUUGGCAAUUUUUAUAGUACUCUUUUAGUCAUUUUAGUUCACAAUGACUAGUAAAUAAAUAUUUAAUAAUUUAUACUUAAAACCUUGUGGUGAAGAAAAUAAAAUAAUUCACUACCAUACAUAAUAAAAUAUGUUGUUACCGGGUAAUCAUUUUUUUUAUUCUCAAGCAUUAAACCCAUUUACUUAUUUGAUUUAAAAAAGUAAUGUAAAUCCUGGUGUAGAAUAACUUAUUAUUGGCAUUCUCGAAUUAGAGUAAAAUGAAUCAAUAUAUUCUCAGAAAUCGUCUUCAAAGAGACAAGGAAAGAGACAUCAGUGAAAAGAUUGCUCUUGGUAUGCCCAACACUGGGGCUGGUGGCAGUAAAGAGACUCAGUUCGACCAGAGACUCUUUAAUCAGUCCAAAGUAAGUCAAUUUCUUUUAAAAUUCAAAAUUUAAAUUGUCAUGCUCAUAAUCUGAAAAAAAAGUUACAUUGAUGUUAUUCAUGACAAUAUUUCAAUAGUUUUUAAAUUUUUGGAAAAACUUAAAAUACACAAUUACUUUAUUCCAGGGCAUGGACAGUGGUUUUGGUGAUGAUGAGGCAUAUAAUGUCUAUGAUAAGCCGUGGCGUGAGGAGGGUACUAUCUCCAAAUCUAUUUACAGACCAUCCAAAAAUCUUGACAGCGAUCUUUAUGGAGAUGAUCUAGAAACAAUAAUGAAACAGAAAAGGUUGAAAUAUUUCUCUUUAUUUUUAAGAUUUUAUAAUAGAAUAAAAAUAAUUUGAUGUACUGGUACUAUCAAUUUUGGAAGGAAAAAAAGGAAUUAUUAUUAAAAAGUCUGACCCUGGCCUGAGAGGGGUCUUAUAUCCACUGGUGUAGGAUAGUAUUUAAAAAAUUAUUGAGGUUACACUCACACAUGAUCUUUAGCAAAUUUUCUCACUUCCUAGGACCCCCUUACUUUGGUCCUAGAACAUUACGUACUUUAUGGACGGACACAUAUCUAUGAACAGAAAUUAGCAGUUGGUUUUGUAACUUUGCUGCGAUUUUAUUAAAUAUAUCAAUCUGACCUUUGAUUGUGUAUUAGUUGAGAACACAUUGUAAAAACCGAUAACUGGUCUAAAACGGAUUCAUAAAACCGAAUAAGUUUAACAAAAACAAUAUUAACUAUCCUGAAUUUUAGAUAACUGAAGUACAUGACACAUAAAAUAUAAAUAUCACCUACCCCAGACCCCUCCCCACAGUGUUUCAAGUUCCUGGAUGAUGCAGUUCUGCUGUGGACUUUUUGAAAUAUGGCCUUUUUAACAGGAGCCAUAUUUGUCUCUAGUCUUUGUUUGUGUGAUUUUGGGUUGGGGGGGGGGGUUACUUCAAAACACCAGAUACAUACCAAAUAUGACUAUGUCCUUCAUUAACUUGUAUUUUAUUCAUUUGUUUUCUUAGAUUUGUACCGGACAAGGAUUUUGAAGGUACUGAUAGAAACCGCAGACGGGAGGGUCCUGUUCAGUUCACAAGGGAUGUCGAGGAAGAUCCAUUUAAUUUGGAUAGAUUCAUUACAGAAGCUAAAAAAGGCCAAAAAAGGGCAGCUGAUGAUUUGAGAUCAUCAAGGGACUAUGAUAGUAAUAAAAGCACCAGUGGAAAAAAACGGAGAGAAUAAAAUAAUCAUAAAAUGCAUGUACUUUUAUCUGUAUGCUUGAUAUAUGGGAUUUUAAUGAAUUUCAAUUGUGUGGAUGGGGUCAACAGAUUGAACUGUCAUCUGUAUAAUGGAAAAAUUCAUAUUGAUCAUGUUGAGCAUGUUAAGCUUUACGGAAUGGAGGUCAUUAUCGAAUGUCUGUUUAUUGGAAUUAUAUUUUUUUCAUAAUUAAAAAAAAAAAUUUUAAAAGUUACUGUGACAGAAUGUUUGUGUACUGCUUGGCUGUUCAUAAUAAAGGAAAAGUUCUUUCAAGUUAAUGGACUUAACAACUCUCUAUCAAUUUAUACUAUUAGUGAAAAAUGAAUUUUUAAUAAUAAAACCAACUGAUAUUCAAAGUCUGAAUUAAAUUUUCUGGAAGCUUUUACAUUUUCUGAAUGGUUUUAGAUUUCUGAAUAAAUAAAUAAUUUUGAUUAUUCCUAUGUAUAAUAUAAGGGAAUCAUAAAUUUUACAAAUUUUGUUAAGAUGUUCAAGUAAUGUUGUUGGGCAGUUAUUUCCUAGAGUAGCAACAUUACAAUUACAUGCACCAAAUACUACCAUAUAUACUUGUGUAUAGAUUGCACCAGUGGAUAGAUCACACCCUUAGUUUGGGGUUGUCAAAGUGUUGUUUGGGUUUGACCCAUGAUAGUUCGCAUCCCCUUAGUUUGGGAAGUUACAUGGCCCUUUUUGAACAUAAAUGUAACUAAUAUUUCUUAAAUAGACAUCUCAAAAAGUUUCCAUAAAAAAUUGAAAACUGAAUCAGUUUUCAAAAACUGUUAUCUUUAAGAAAUAUUUUUAAAAAAUGGAUUGCCCUCUGCUCAAGCGUAAGGGAGAAAAUGAUUCUCUGACUUUUUGUCCAAACGACUCCUCAACUCAGAAUGAUAAUAAGUGAAAUUAAUGGUAAGUGGAUAGUCCACACCCGUGAUUUGAUAGGGUUUUUUGGUUGCUUUUUUUAAGUGCAACCUAUAUGUAAGUAUAAACAGUAUUUUUUUCAAUGUUGCUACCAUAUUAGAAAUUUUAAAUAAUUUGUUUAUUUGCAUGUUGGAUACAAAAAUCUAGGGGUUGAAUAUUGUUUGUGGAAUACAAGAAUAUAUAAAUUAAUACAUUGAAACAAAUGAAAAAGAAAAUCUUGGUCUUGACACAAUUGGGACUCACCAGAAGUGAUACUUUUAAAUUUUAAAGCAUUUCAGAUUGUGUAAUUUGUUCAUUAAUCAUUAAAAUGACCAAUUUCAUGAAACAAAAUCAUGCUACUUGAGUUGUAUUACAAAAAUAUUAUUAAUACACUAGUAUUUUACAAAAAUAGUAUUAAUUCACCAGUAAUU